Harpegnathos saltator (Jerdon's jumping ant) is the source of this 1900-nucleotide messenger RNA. It is a transcript of the gene Usp39, whose product is annotated as ubiquitin specific protease 39. The transcript is spliced from 10 exons. NCBI's taxonomy places the organism in Eukaryota, Metazoa, Arthropoda, Insecta, Hymenoptera, Formicidae. Bases 388 to 1848 code for a protein of 486 amino acids. The record is from RefSeq and is a predicted model, not a curated record. Gene Ontology annotation, molecular function: zinc ion binding; cysteine-type deubiquitinase activity. Gene Ontology annotation, biological process: spliceosomal complex assembly; mRNA processing; protein deubiquitination.
GUUAUGCCUGCAUUUCGUACUUUUUUUAACGAUAUUUCGGUCGGAAUUGACUUUCCGCUUUCUCUCGGGGUAUCGGAAAGUUGAAGUCCGAAUUGAUUCGGAAAAUUUCCGAUCGAUUCGUAAACAAUCCGUAAACAGUCCAUAAUAAGGUAAUCGUCGAUAAACGGAAUUGUUCCUGUCGGAAUCGAUUCCGACGAGUUUCAUAAUAGGUACCCAGGAGCAAAGCCAUGUGAGUUUUAUGAAGGAAAAUGGCGUCUGAUAAACAAAGUAUAUUAAGAAAACGAAAAUUAGUAAACGUUGGAAGUGAUUCGGACAAUGAGGCGGAAAAUGUACGUUACGAUUUCGUGGAACGCAAGAAAGCGCUGUUUACAUGCAUUUUAAGGUUAAAUGACGUUCGAGAAUGGGAAACAUGUGACAAGAACGAAAUCAGAAGCACCACGACUGUGUCCAUAUUUGGAUACGAUUAAUCGACAGUUUCUGGAUUUUGACUUUGAAAAAUUGUGCUCUGUAUCGUUGUCUAGAAUCAAUGUGUAUGCUUGUUUAGUUUGCGGCAAAUACUUUCAAGGCAGAGGAAGUAAUACACAUGCGUACACUCAUAGUGUAGCGGAUACUCAUCAUGUUUUCCUUAAUCUACAUACACUCAAAUUUUAUUGUCUGCCAGAUAAUUACGAGAUAGUAGAUUCCUCGUUGGAUGACAUUAAGUAUGUAUUGAACCCAACCUUUGACAAAACACAAAUAGCACAGCUAGAUAAAAGUGACAAACAGUCCAGAGCAAUCGAUGGCUCCAUGUAUUCACCAGGAAUAGUAGGAAUGAAUAACAUAAAAGCAAAUGACUAUUGCAAUGUCAUUUUACAGGCACUUUCACACGUCACACCUUUGAGAGACUUUUUCUUAAGGGAAUCUAAUUAUUCCCAUGUAAAGAGACCACCUGGUGAUUCAUCCUACCUUUUGGUACAACGAUUUGGAGAACUUAUGCGAAAAUUAUGGAAUCCACGUAACUUUAAGGCACACGUAAGCCCUCACGAAAUGUUGCAGGCAGUGGUUCUAUGGAGUAAAAAGAGGUUUCAAUUUACAGAACAAGGUGAUCCUGUGGAUUUUCUAUCAUGGUUUUUGAACGCCCUCCAUUUGGCGUUGAAUGGCACAAAAAAGCGUGACUCUAGCAUUAUUUAUAAAACGUUCUUGGGGCAUAUGCGAAUAUAUACGCGGAAGAUACCGCCGCUGGAGUUAGAAGAGAGCCAAAGAAGCGAACUGCUCCACACUGUCGAGUACGGAGAAACCGUAACGGAAAGCCCGUUUUUGUAUCUCACGUGCGAUCUUCCACCGCCUCCGUUAUUCAAAGAUCAAUUUACAGAGAAUAUUAUUCCGCAGGUAAAUCUGUACACGCUCCUGAAUAAAUUUAAUGCCGUCACUGAGAAAGAGUAUAAAACCUACAAGGAGAAUUUUAUGAAGAGAUUUGAAAUCACUGAACUGCCGCCUUACCUUAUACUUUACAUAAAAAGAUUCACGAAAAAUACAUUCUUCGUCGAGAAAAAUCCAACAAUCGUGAACUUCCCUGUUAAAAAUGUUGAUUUUGGAGAUAUUUUAACGCCGGAAGUAAAGGCCAAGCAUCCAUACACGACGUACGAUUUGGUAGCUAAUAUAGUGCACGACGGUGAGCCAGGCCAAGGAACGUACAGAGUUCAUAUCUUGCAUAGAGCCACUGGUCAGUGGUAUGAAUUGCAAGACUUGCAUGUCACACAAAUUUUGCCUCAAAUGAUUACUCUCACUGAAGCGUAUAUACAGAUUUAUGAAUUAAGAAAGGAUACACACAUGGAAAAUGGGGACAAUAAGAACAAGAAAACUACAUAAUAUAUUUGACUUUUGCGAAAACAAGAUAAUAAAGAUUUACAUUUUAUAUGGA